CAUGUUUUUUACCUCCGUACGCUGCCAGGACCGAGCCCCGGCUGAGACGGUGAUCAGCGGCUCUCCGAGAGAUGAAGGUGCCGAGGUGAGGCCUGACCGGGGCACAGGGGCACCUGCUACCAACACAGCCACCAGCCAGAGCCGCCCGGGUGCCCGCCCAUAAGAAGCCAGCACCUGUGGCCUGCACUGCCACCCAGAGAAGGGGAGUAGAGGGCCAGUGGUGAGGGCACUGACCAGCUCUAGUGCAUCACAGCAUCACAGGGAGCACCUAGCCUUGCAGCACACAGGGUUGUACUGUUGUACACCGCUGCUGUUGUACAGCUGUGUGCAGUUGUACACAAAGUUGCUUUCGUCCAAAGGUACAAAAGGAAACAAAGCAUAUGAAAGGAAGGAAGUAGCGUCAGCACUAUGCAACCAGGAGACUGCUGGGGAAAGGGGACCUGCAACUUCCGUGACCAAGCAGGGUUUAAGUCCUGUCCCUGGUGUUUUGGGAUCCUCCCCUGACAUGGCUGUCCCUUGCAAGUUGAUAUUUGGAUAAGAUUCUAGUUGUCAGCAUGAAAGGAAAAACUGCACAGUGUGACUGGAAAUCUGCAUCCCCAAAGAAGCCCUCUCCCUGUGACCGAUACAAACACGCUUGCAUUAUUUGUAGAGGAUUUCUUUAUCUCUAUGGAGGACGGAACACCACCAGUCUUAGAGAUUUUUGGCGAUACAACAUAGCGAAAAAUGAAUGGGAAAUGCUGGAUUGCUCAAGAGAUGGUCCAGAAGAACUGGAGGACCAUUCAAUGGUGGCUUAUAAGGGGAACCUGUACAUUUUUGGUGGGAUGGUGGAUUCUGCUUUUACACAAGCAAAAACUCCUCUCUGGAUAUAUGACAUUGAUUCUGCAAGAUGGACAGAGUGCUGUAACGUACCAGCAGAGACUGAGAGCUUGUCACCAACUAACAGAAAAGGUCACAGUGCAGUAGUAUACCACUCCAGCAUGUACAUCUACGGGGGGUACUUCGGCAUCAGAGGCAUUUCACAGGAGUUUUGGACUUUCCAUUUUGAUACAAGAAAAUGGUUGUGUGUUUCCACCCUAUCUCCCUGUACUGGCCCGGGACCUCGGCACGGCCAUUCAGCAGUGGUUUAUCAUACAGGCAUGUACCUCUUUGGAGGACUGAUGGGGCUGAGUGAACAGAAGGACUUAUGGAAGUGGGACUUCGUAAGCAGCAGCUGGUCCAACAUCAGAACAAGCCAAGGACCUCCUCCAGUGGUAGGUCAUGCUUCAAUAAUCUUCAAAGACUCCAUGCUGAUUUUUGGUGGAGGGAUUUCAAAUUCCAGUCCUAACGAUGACCUCUGGAAGUAUCAUUUCCAUACACAGACAUGGAAGAAGCUUAGCAUUAUCACCAAGGCAAACUUUUCUCCUAAAAUGUAUCACUGCAUCUUAGGAAUUGGUGUUGGUUUCCAAACUACUUCAGAUUUCACUGAUAGGUUCCCCAGCCACUGGAAGAGUAAGCAGAAGGACCAUUACCAACUGGUGACCAUCCCAAAGCACACUCGCCUUUGCAACUACUUCCGUCAGCAGACCGCGUACCAAGUGUUCGGCAACGAGGACAGUGAUGCAAUUGAAAUGAAAACCUUUAGCUUGCCUCUGGGCUUUUGUGCAUUGCAAACCACUUCGGAGGCAGAACUAGACCCUAACAGAGCAACAAGCAUUUUUUCAAAGGAUGGGUCUCUGCGUCUUCUUGUCUCUUCAGAAGAAGAGACUUUUGCUGCUGCUCAGAUGGUUGGAGAAGAGGAGGGAGCCAGCUGUCAGCUCGCACCUGCAGUGGAUACCGAUGUGCUGCUGCUCAUUGGGGGUAAACCUUUGUCCAGCUCAUCUGAGAUUUCAGUCAGGCAAAUGGAGUUUGACAGCUUGUGAUCUCUUUGAUUGCAACCACAACCAUGCCAGUAGGUGGUAAACCAACCGCUUGCAACUGUCUUGAGUUUCCUAUGGGCACACUGGGGAAGAAGUAGUAAAACCUUCUCAUACCAGCUCUGAACAGAUUUUUACAAUGUGAACAAACCCUAAUACAUAUUUUAAGUUAGAACUUGCGUAUAAGUUGAGAUUUCUGAGAGGAGCAUGUUGGAAUGAUGCUUUUUUUGUUACUUUUCUUCUCAUCAGUGAAUAUCCUUCCAAAUUGCAGUGGCUGAUGCUGCCUUGAAAACUGGAACAAAUAACCCCUACAGCUCCAUAACUGCUCUUUAAGGCCCAAAGCUUGCUUAUUUUGCACUGGCAUAAGAAAUACAUAUGCACUUUGAAACCUGCAUUUGAAUAAAGUUCGUGCAUGUUUUGGUCA
Molecule: messenger RNA, 2316 nt
Organism: Neopsephotus bourkii (Bourke's parrot)
Lineage: Eukaryota; Metazoa; Chordata; Aves; Psittaciformes; Psittacidae
Product: leucine-zipper-like transcriptional regulator 1 homolog
Exons: 8
Coding region: 555-1898 (447 amino acids)
Cellular component (GO): Golgi apparatus
Molecular function (GO): protein binding
Source: RefSeq, a predicted model, not a curated record